Molecule: messenger RNA, 4329 nt
Organism: Phyllostomus discolor (pale spear-nosed bat)
Lineage: Eukaryota; Metazoa; Chordata; Mammalia; Chiroptera; Phyllostomidae
Gene: ST3GAL2
Product: ST3 beta-galactoside alpha-2,3-sialyltransferase 2
Exons: 7
Coding region: 1268-2320 (350 amino acids)
Molecular function (GO): beta-galactoside (CMP) alpha-2,3-sialyltransferase activity
Source: RefSeq, a predicted model, not a curated record
GGGUGGGGGGAGGGGCCGGGCCGAGGCGGCGGCAGCUGCUCGCUCCGGUAGGGCAGGGCAGGCAAGGGCGGGACUGGCCCGCUGCGGGCGAACCGAGGAGCAGCGGAGCUAACGGGUCCGGACGUCGGCGGUGGCAGCGGCGGCAGCGGUGGCUUUCUGCCUGGGUGGAGGCGGCGGCCGGAGUGGCGAGCAUGGCCCGCGCGGCGCCCCGCGCCGAUUGAGGGUCAUGCUGAGGCAGCCUGGCGCCUGACAAGUGAGGGGAACCUGCCAGGGCAUUGCUGCUAACAGGAACUAACAGUGAGACGGCAGGACUGCUGGCCUCUGGGGAGCAGGGAUGGGCAGAGCGGCCUCUAAGUCCGGGCCAGCAGCACCAGGAAGGAGGCCUGGGCCCCGGCUGCGAGCUUGGCACACGCUCUGCUGACCCAGACUGCGUUCAAAGCAGCGCCCUGCUGAGCAGCAGCUGUGCCCGGGCCCCAGAGGACUCCAUUGCAGCAGAAGCUCUACCAACCCUUACGAAACUGCAGCUGGGGGCGUGCCCGUCGGAAGAAGGGACCUGUACCCGGAUGGGAAGCAGAAGAGCAGAACCUAACGCAAGAAGGAUCUUGGUCUCUACAGCAGUUUUGUAACACCCACAGAGCAUCCUGGUUUCUUCUCUCAGGGUGGGGGCCCGGUUCCCCUCCCCUGGCAGAGGGGUUGGGCCGGGAGGACCACCUGAGGGGUGGAUGCCUCUUGCAUGGAAUCAAGACUGCUUGAAGCCCACAUGUUCGCCGUUGUGAUUGGCGCUCAAAGGCUUCCCUGCUGCAGGGGACGAGGGGCUGCCUCGGCGUCUGCUCAUGAACCACAAGGGCCCCGACUACUCCAGACUGGACUGUUUCAAGCCGCCAAAGAGGGGGGCCCCCAGAGCUGGCAGCCAGCAACCCCAAUGGACUAGAAGGCUGCAAUGGACUGACCUCCCCCUUGCCAGGGCAGCAGGAGAGGCAGAGCACCUGUGGCCUAGCUAGUGACGGAGAGACCCAAUGAAGCCAUAGUCAGGGGCCCAAGUGGCUCAGGGACAGGGGAGCCACUCCUGCCCACGUGCUUUCUCCUUACCUUGAGAGAGGGAGUGGCUUGGGACUCCUGCUGCUGUCCCCUCUGCAGUACACGCCCUUAUGCCCUAGAACAGGCAGGCUACGACUGUGGCUGGUUUGCCAGUGGGCUGGGAAAGGAGGGGCCACAGUGACACCCGGCUACCCGCCGGGCUGGUGUCCAGCUUCAGGGGCUUCGCACCAUGAAGUGCUCCCUGCGGGUGUGGUUCCUUUCCGUGGCCUUCCUGCUGGUGUUCAUAAUGUCCCUGCUCUUCACCUACUCCCACCACAGCAUGGCCGCCCUGCCCUACCUGGACUCGGGGACCCUGGGGGGCACCCAUCGGGUGAAACUGGUGCCUGGCUAUGCUGGCCUGCAGCGCCUCAGCAAGGAGGGGCUCACUGGCAAGACCUGUGCCUGCCGCCGCUGCAUGGGCGACACCGGUGCCUCCGACUGGUUUGACAGCCACUUCGACAGCAACAUCUCCCCCGUCUGGACCCGAGAAAACAUGGAUCUGCCCCCUGAUGUCCAGAGGUGGUGGAUGAUGUUGCAGCCCCAGUUCAAGUCACACAACACCAAUGAGGUGCUGGAGAAGCUGUUCCAGAUAGUGCCAGGCGAGAACCCCUACCGCUUCCGGGACCCCCAGCAGUGCCGGCGCUGUGCCGUGGUGGGGAACUCUGGCAACUUGCGGGGCUCUGGCUACGGGCCAGAUGUGGAUGGGCACAACUUCAUCAUGAGAAUGAAUCAGGCGCCAACCGUGGGCUUUGAGCAGGAUGUUGGCAGCCGGACCACCCACCACUUCAUGUACCCCGAGAGCGCCAAGAACCUGCCCGCCAACGUCAGCUUUGUGCUGGUGCCCUUCAAGGCCCUGGACCUGCUGUGGAUCGCCAGCGCCCUGUCCACAGGGCAGAUCCGAUUCACCUAUGCCCCAGUGAAGUCCUUCCUUCGGGUAGACAAAGAAAAGGUCCAGAUCUACAACCCAGCCUUCUUCAAAUACAUCCACGACAGGUGGACAGAGCAUCACGGGCGGUACCCUUCUACAGGGAUGCUGGUGCUCUUCUUUGCCCUGCAUGUGUGCGACGAGGUGAACGUGUACGGGUUCGGGGCCGACAGCCGCGGCAACUGGCACCACUACUGGGAGAAUAACCGGUAUGCGGGCGAGUUCCGGAAGACCGGUGUGCACGACGCUGACUUCGAGGCCCACAUCAUCGAUAUGCUGGCCAAGGCCAGCAAGAUCGAGGUCUACCGAGGCAACUGAGAAAGACCUGGCUGGGACUCUUUCGGCCUGGCUGCCAGGUGCACGUGCACACUCCGGGUCGGGACUAGAGGCAGCCUCGGACUGGCAAGGUGCCGGGCGUGGGGCAUCUCCAAGCAGUUCGAGCGAAGCAGGGCGCAGUCUGGACCAAACCGAUAGCGCCGGCUGUUCCCUGCCAAUCACAAGACUCUGUGGGCCUGGUACCAAUCAAUAAUGCAGUCAGGCGGAGCCUAUGUGUAUCUCAACCAAUCAUGUGACUCAACUCGAGUCAACUUCCGGCGCUGGGCCCCAUCCUCCAAUCAAUGGCCUUUGGAGGCGAACCGGUGGCCUCAAUCCCCACUCACCUAUGCUUUUGGAUUUUGUUUCACGCUUUUCAAGGAGUAGAGGUGGCUUCUUGCUGACUUAGACGAAGUACUUUCUUCAGGCUCGGUAAGAGCUGUUGAGUCUGUUGCGGGCCUGAACCCCGCCAAGGACGCCGAGAAGGAAACGGAGGGGAGGGCUGCCGCAGCUCAGCUUCCCCCUCCCCGGGGGUCCCUCGUGGCCUCAGGGUGAUCAAGGAGCGUUCCAGGUGGUUUCCAGAAAGCGCUCUUUAACCCCAGAGAAAAGCCAGAGCCCUCCCAAGCUGUUCCAGGCCUCCAGGAGAAUUUUAGACCCUAAAUUUCUUUUAUCGGUUAGGCCGAGAUGGAUGAGUGUCAACCCACCAAAGAAAUGCAAUGAGAAUCCAGAGGGCGCGUGGGUACCCUCAGCCUCCUUUCUCCCCCUCCCCGCCUUUGGCCACCCUAUGGAAUGGCCUUUCUGACCAGGGCAUUUAGUGUCCCACUGGAAAACGAAUUGUGUCCGCCCCUUGCUUGGGGCCUAACUCUGGAGCAUAGGUGUAAGAAACUGGGCAGGGGACAAGGAAGCCCCCUCACGUCAAAUGUAAGGUGCUUCUCACUCACGUAUAUCCUUGGCUACAACCUUUAGUGUCUCUCCUUAGGCUCUGGAGCUCCUCACCAGCCUACUUGCUCUGGAAAAAAAAAUCAAAACUUGCCCUGGGAUUGAUUGGGGCACUGCUGCUUUUCUCAUUCAAUCCUUCUCUCCCUAUCCCUCUCCCCUCCUCUCCCCCCUCCCACCCCCCUCUCUCUCUUACACACACACACACACGUCUGGCUCAAAAGAGAGGGAGCAUACACGCGGGAAGAAGGCUGGAUAUGAGGAGCCUUGCUGCCUGGUGCAUGCACCUUCUUCACCCACCACCCCAAAGAGGACCAGGAAGCCUCUUGCUUGGGGGUGGAAUUUGCUUUGGGCUCAUAAUUUAGUUAACCUGAAAUGACCAGAUAUGGCUGACCAACAAAGAUUCUUUCAAAAUUCUAAGCUGACCGUGGAGAUAGCCAGGAGCCUAGCUGGGGAGGAGUAGACUUGCCCCUCUGCAUGCCUCCUCCCCGCCCAUAGGCCCUCUCCAUGCUCACCUCCCGCCUCUUCGCUCUCACUCACUCUCCGUUUCCAGCUCUGGAAUGGGCUGGGAAACUAACAACCAGGGGUUACAACUGGAAGCUACUUGCAUGACUGAACCCAGCUUAAGUCCCUAGAGGAAGCUGCUGAUGGUAUUCUCAACCUUCAAGAUUAGGGAAGUGUAGGAGGGGGGGAAAGCUUCUGUGAAGCUUCCAAACCACUAAAAGGACCCCCUUUCCCACCAGUGAUAACCCAGAUACCACUCUUUUUCUUAGUGAGUCAGUGCCACCAAGCAGCCUCCUGGCCAUUGGAGUAGUUCCUGCAGCUGGCUGGGGGAACGGUAAAGCGGGGGGUUGGGGAGGAGCAGUGGGCACCCCCAAAAGUUAAUAUAUUGUGAAUUUAGCUUGAGUUGUACCUUCCUAAUUCCAAAAGUAUGUAGAGUAAAGGAUGGGGACGGAUUUGGGGGUGGCCUCUGGUGGAAUGCUGCUCAGGGCCUCCCCUCGCCAUUCUAGAGAGCCAAGGCACCAGCCAUUCCUGCCUGUCUCAUCUCAGUGCUCCCUGAAGAGGCUGUUGUGAGUGUU